GCUCUCCUCCGCAGCAUUGCAUCACGGCGAUUUCACCGCACAGCAUGCUGCGUGCGCGCUUCCCCGCCGCCAGACGGUCGUUGACCGCGCGCCCGCUGCUGCCCGUCGCACCGCUUGUCCGCUUCGCCUCAGACAGGAGCACCAGCGACGCGAGUCCUGAGGAGCUCCAGGCUGCGCGCAGGUGGCUCGCCCAGCUCCAUGCAGAGACUAUUCCCAAAAGCAUUGGCGAGUUAAGCUUCAGCAGGUCGUCCGGACCCGGCGGCCAGAACGUCAACAAAGUGAAUUCUAAAGCUACCCUGAAGAUGCCCCUCAAUGCCCUGCUGGACCACGUGCCCAGCGUCCUUCAUCAUGAGAUAAGGGCCUCGCGCUAUGUCGCUGAGCGGUCCAGUGCCAUCGUCAUCCAGGCUGACGACAGUCGCAAGCAAAAUGACAAUGCCCACAGCUGCUACAAGAGGCUCUAUGAAGCCAUUGUCGAGGCGGGCCACGCUGCCAUUCCCGGCGAGACGUCGGCCGAACAGGCGAAACGCGUCAAGGAUUUACAAAAGUCUGACAACGAACGGCGGAUCAAGACUAAGAAGCAGCAUAGUGCCAAGAAGAGCUCGCGAAGAGGUCGUGGCGACGAUUGAAUAGGCCAUCCGUCGACCCUGCGUCUCAUUAUGCAGGUUCCGCUUCGUAUCAUGGUCUUGAAGACACCAAAUCGCUGCUACCUCC
Paraphaeosphaeria sporulosa is the source of this 711-nucleotide messenger RNA. RefSeq lists its product as uncharacterized. Gene Ontology annotation, molecular function: translation release factor activity. Gene Ontology annotation, cellular component: mitochondrial large ribosomal subunit. The record is from RefSeq and is a predicted model, not a curated record. Gene Ontology annotation, biological process: mitochondrial translational termination. The transcript has 3 exons. The coding region runs from base 45 to 626 and encodes 193 amino acids. NCBI's taxonomy places the organism in Eukaryota, Fungi, Ascomycota, Dothideomycetes, Pleosporales, Didymosphaeriaceae.